AUGCUGACCAACAACGAGCUGCUCGAACAUUUUUAUUAUCAUACGACGCCAUCUAAGGCCAUAGAGUCGAAUGCGGAUGUUCUACUGGGCACUGACAAUGAUUAUGCGCAGUUUUUGUAUCAGACGCAGGAUCAGGAUUUUGCUGGCAGUGCAGACAGUCUAUCUGAUGGCACCAACAGCUGCAGCUUAGAGCUUUACUAUGAUACGCCUGCUAUGCUGGAGCUGGAGCAGAUGCUAAGCACACAGACACAACAGCAACAUCAACAGCAGCAUCAGCAGAGUAGCGGCAACGGCAGCGCAGCCACAAAGUUCCAAAGCAAAGCCGCCAAGUAUUGGAGCAAAGCCUCACGCAGCAAACCUUACGAUAGCAGCGAAUCCUCCUCGUCCUCCCAAGAGCUUACCCGGUCUGGCCCGGAUGUCAUGCGCAAGCGUCGUCUGGCCGCCAAUGCACGCGAGCGUCGACGCAUGAACAGCUUGAACGAUGCCUUUGAUAAGCUGCGGGAUGUGGUGCCCUCGCUGGGACACGAUCGACGUCUCUCCAAGUACGAAACUUUGCAAAUGGCGCAGGCGUACAUUGGAGACUUGAUAACGCUGCUCGACAGAGAUUAUUAA
Molecule: messenger RNA, 612 nt
Organism: Drosophila busckii
Lineage: Eukaryota; Metazoa; Arthropoda; Insecta; Diptera; Drosophilidae
Gene: amos
Product: basic helix-loop-helix transcription factor amos
Exons: 1
Coding region: 1-612 (203 amino acids)
Molecular function (GO): protein dimerization activity
Source: RefSeq, a predicted model, not a curated record